AACGGGUAUCGAGUUAAUUAUUGUCGGUAGAAAAAAGAAAGAAUUGUAGAAUAAAAGUGAUAUAAAAAAAAACUAUAUAAGUGUACACAUUAUAUGUUGUAAAUGAUAUGAUUUUUAAUUAUAUGCAUAGAUAGAUUUUGAAAGCUAUAAUAAUUAACGUUGUAGUGAUGAAAAAAGAUGGACGCCUUGACGUUUAGCUCGCACAGACUUGUCCACCUUGAUUUGAAGGGCGCUCCUCCACGAGUUAGUUACUUCGAAAAGUUAUUUCCUCUGAUAAGAACAUGGGGUGCCACUGGAUUACUGUUAGAAUGGGAAGAUACCUUCCCAUACACUCGAGAGCUUACUCAAAUAGGAAGCAACAGACCGAUCAAUUUGGCAAGCGGAUAUACACUUCUAGAGGGAAAGCAAAUCUUACAGAUAGCAGGAGAUUGUGGUUUGGCAGUUGUACCAUUGGUACAAACUUUUGGACAUAUGGAGUUUGUACUGAAGCAUGACGAAUGGCGCUUUCUACGUGAAGUUGAACGCUUUCCAAGCUCUAUAUGUCCAUCCAAUCCGCUAACUAUGACUUUGGUAACAUCUUUAAUUCGUCAAAUAGUUAACUUUCAUCCAGAUAUACAAUACUUACACAUAGGUGCUGAUGAAGUCUGGCAUCUUGGUCUUUGUCCUGUUUGUACCAAACGGGCUGCCACUAGUAAAUAUGGAAAACCAUCUUUAUUCUUGGAGCAUGUUUUAGCUGUCACACAAUAUAUACAAGAGACAUAUCCUUAUUUGAAGAUAAUUAUGUGGGAUGAUAUGCUGAGAUCAAUAGACUUGAAGGUGUUGAAUGAGUAUUAUUUAGGGAAAUACGUUGAACCAAUGAUUUGGCACUACUGUUCUAGAGAAACUUUUUCUCUACCUCAAGAUAUUUGGGAUAAAUACAGUAUCAUAUUUCCACACAUUUGGGUAGCAACUGCAUUUAAAGGUGCCACUGGGUCUUGUCGACAUAUUCCAAUAAUUCGACAUCAUAUAAGCAAUCAUGAGAAAUGGCUGGAAGAAUUAAGUACUAAUGUAAAUAAAGUUCAAGAAUUUCGAGGCAUAGCAUUCACUGGAUGGUCAAGGUAUGAUCAUUAUGCUACAAUGUGUGAGUUAUUGCCUACAGCAAUACCAUCAUUAGCACUGUGCUUAAAAGCAUGGCUCUAUGGUUACUCAGAACAAUUACAUGUGCAAGUUGCUAAGAGUCUAGGAUAUUCAGAUCCUUCAGAGUUACAAACAAUACCUCAUCCACGACAAACAAUACCAAAUGAACUAUCGUUUCCUGGGUGGGAAGUAGCAAUUGGUAUUGAGUGGUUCAUAAAUUACAGAACUAAAUAUCAAAAUGUUUUAGUCAAUGACCAAAUAUUAACUUGGAUGAAUCCAUGGCAAAUUGAUAACAAUUAUACAAAUCCUAUGCAACUGGAGGGCUUAAUACCUGCAUUCUCGGGUAUGUUAUUGGAACUAUCAUCCUUGGAGGGGUAUUUAAGACUUCAUAUGGAAAAUACCUUCUUUCCAUUUAUGAUCAAUGAGUGGAUGGGCACAAAUCUUCAACCGAUGAAAGUAAAGCUAACAGAGUUGAAGCAAAUAACAGAAAAUCAGCUUAAGAUAAACACUCGCGCGUAAAAUAUAUUUAGUAUAAUGUAGUAUUUAUUUAUUUUUUACCUCAGAAAGUAAUUUUGGAUGCAGCAAGUCAUUCAUAAACAAUAGAAUUUAGAGUAUAAGAAAGUUUAAGGAAGAAGAAUAAAAAUAAAUAUUAUAUAAUGUGAAAUAUUCUUUUUAGAUGUAAUAAAAUUAGAAAAUAGGCUUCAAAGUAUAAUGUCACGCAAGUGGUAUGCGAUGUAAUUUUAUAAGAGGAAAUAAUUAUUUUAAUACUUCAUUUGAACAUAAGUGAAUCUAUGAGAGCAACCGUAUAUCAUUUGCUAUCGUACUUUGUCAUAUCGUAAACUAUGCUGUGAUAUUCGGCUAUGAAAAGAUAGUAAGUCGUUUUUCUCUUAGUUUACUUUCAUUCUACCUCACCAAAUGAUGCAUACAUUAUGAAUAGUCAGUUCCCUCAUAUUAUGGAAUAUUCGGCUAAUUGUAAGAGAAAAUCUGCUAUGGAACUCAUUAGACUAACUGAAAUUGCAUUUUAUCGUCAAACAUUAUGAUACGAGAAGUUAAGUACGUAUUACGCGUUUAUCAUAUUUUCAAAAGAUACUAAUAUUAGAUUCAUCUUUACUUUAUCUCUCCUAUUAGCUUAUAGAAUUUAACAGAAUAGAUGAGAAAUAUAAGUAUGUUUUAUACUUUUAAUUAAUAUUACUUAUGAUAAAAAUAUUAAGAAAUCUUAAACUUUUAUUUAUAUUCAAAAUUUGUAUUCAUUUAUAACUAUUAUUUAUAAAAUUAUUAUAAUAUACAUAUGAUGCGUAUAAAUCUUAUGUUUUUUUAAUACUACAGGAAAAAAUUAAUUAUUUCAUUUAAAUAUGUUUAUUAAUGUAUGAUAGAUCUUCUGUAAGGCAACAAAAAAUAAAAUAAUAUAACAUUAAA
This is a messenger RNA of Polistes canadensis, 2532 nucleotides long. Its product is annotated as hexosaminidase D-like. Gene Ontology annotation, biological process: carbohydrate metabolic process. Lineage: Eukaryota; Metazoa; Arthropoda; Insecta; Hymenoptera; Vespidae. Bases 178 to 1635 code for a protein of 485 amino acids. Gene Ontology annotation, molecular function: hexosaminidase activity. The record is from RefSeq and is a predicted model, not a curated record. The transcript is spliced from 9 exons.